Messenger RNA from Corythoichthys intestinalis (scribbled pipefish), 4029 nucleotides. RefSeq names its product striatin interacting protein 1 (gene strip1). The record is from RefSeq and is a predicted model, not a curated record. Bases 13 to 2502 code for a protein of 829 amino acids. Gene Ontology annotation, cellular component: cytosol. Lineage: Eukaryota; Metazoa; Chordata; Actinopteri; Syngnathiformes; Syngnathidae. Gene Ontology annotation, biological process: cytoskeleton organization. The transcript is spliced from 20 exons.
GUUAGUCUCGUGAUGAGAGCUCGUCUCGCGAGAAAACACCGUAGCUUCGCAAAAAUGGAGGUCGGAGGCAACGGUGGUGGGCUAGCUGUAAACAAUAAACAGAGAGCAAUGCUACCAAACAAGAGUAAGGGAGAAUUCACACGCAACCAGAGAAAGGAUUCAGAGGGCCUGUCUGAGACACCAGACCUGGAGUUUGAAUAUGCCGAUACAGACAAGUGGGCUGCGGAGUUUUCAGAACUGUACAGUUAUACUGAAGGGCCGGAAUUCUCUCUCAAUAGAAAAUGUUUUGAGGAGGAUUUCAGAACACAUGUGUGUGAUAAGAAGUGGACAGAGCUUGAUGCACCUCAUCACAGGGCGCAUGCCAUGCGGCUGCUGGACGGACUGGAGGUGACAGCUCGCGAGAAGAGGCUGAAGGUCGCUAGAGCCAUUCUUUACAUGGUGCAAGGAACCUUUGGCGAGUGCAGUUCUGAGGCCGAAGUCCAGCAUUGGAUGAGAUACAACAUUUUCUUACUUCUAGAAGUGGGGACUUUUUCUGCCCUGGUAGAACUGCUCAACAUGGAAAUUGACAAUAGUGCCGCUUGUAGCAGUGCUGUCAGAAAACCGGCCAUCUCGCUUGCUGAUAGCACAGAUCUCAGGGUGCUGCUAAACAUCAUGUACCUGAUGGUAGAAACCAUUCAGCAGGACGACCCAGCUGACUUGGCCGAAUGGAGAAUUAUCAGGGAAACGUUUAGAGCGGAACUGGGUUCUCCCCUAUACAACAACGAGCCAAUUGCAGUCAUGCUGUUUGGGAUGGUUACCAAGUUCUGCAGUGGCCAUGCACCCCACUUCCCUAUGAAGAAGGUGUUGCUGCUGCUGUGGAAGAGCAUACUGUUUACACUCGGAGGGUUUGAGCAACUUCAAACCAUAAAGGUCUAUAAGCGUGAGAAGCUUGGUCUUCCACCUUUGCCGGAGGACAGCAUUCGGGUCGUACGCAGUAUGAGAGCGGCUUCCCCUCCUGCCUCAGCCUCCGACCUCAUAGAGCAGCAACAAAAAAGGGCGCGACGUGAACACAAGUCACUGAUUAAACAAGACAACCUGGACGCAUUCAAUGAAAAGGACCCUUACAAGGCGGAUGACAGCCGUGAGGAUGAGGACGAAAAUGAUGACAAUGACAAUUCAAUGGAAGCCGAGACUUUCCCAUUGGAAAGGGAUGAAGUUAUGCCUCCACUCAUCCCUCAUCCUCCAUCAGAGAGGGUGUCCUUCCCCAAAGGGUUGCCGUGGGCCCCUAAAGUCAGGGAAAAGGACAUUGAAAAUUUCCUUGAGUCGAGUCGAAGUAAAUUCAUAGGUUACACACUUGGAAGUGACACAGACACCGUUGUUGGCUUACCCAGGCCCAUUCACGAGAGCAUCAAGACACUAAAGCAGCACAAAUAUGUCUCCAUAGCUGAGAUUCAGAUUGCAAAGGAGGAGGACUUUCAGAAAACACCAAUAUCAGGGGGAGAAGAGGAAGUGGAGAUGUGUGCCACAGAGUUGCUCUAUCAGGGAAUCCUACCCACAUUACCUCAGUACAUGAUCGCUCUGUUAAAGAUUCUCCUUGCGGCAGCUCCGACGUCUAAAGCCAAGACUGAUUCCAUCAACAUCUUGGCAGAUGUGCUGCCGGAGGAGAUGCCGACCACUGUGUUGCAGAGCAUGAAACUCGGUGUUGAUGUCAAUCGACACAAAGAGAUCAUUGUGAAGGCAAUCUCUGCCAUCCUACUGCUGCUCCUCAAACAUUUCAAACUUAAUCACAUCUACCAGUUUGAGUAUAUGGCUCAACACUUAGUGUUUGCCAAUUGCAUCCCCCUCAUUUUGAAGUUCUUCAACCAGAACAUCAUGUCUUACAUCACAGCUAAAAACAGCAUCUCAGUGCUGGACUUUCCGUACUGCGUGGUACAUGAGCUCCCUGAAUUAACAGCAGAGAGUUUGGAAGCGGGAGACAACAACCAGUUUUGCUGGAGAAACUUGUUUUCCUGCAUUAACCUUCUGAGGAUCCUCAACAAACUGACCAAGUGGAAGCACUCAAGAACAAUGAUGCUGGUGGUCUUCAAAUCUGCUCCCAUCCUGAAGAGGGCGCUCAAGGUGAAACAAGCCAUGAUGCAGCUGUAUGUCCUUAAGCUGCUCAAAGUACAGACCAAAUAUCUUGGACGCCAGUGGCGGAAGAGCAACAUGAAAACUAUGUCGGCCAUUUACCAGAAAGUCCGACAUCGGCUUAAUGAUGACUGGGCCUACGGAAACGAUCUGGAUGCACGUCCCUGGGACUUUCAGGCCGAGGAGUGCGCCCUACGUGCCAACAUUGAACGCUUCAACAGUCGCCGUUACGACAAAAAUCAGAGCAACCCGGACUUUCUUCCAGUGGACAACUGCCUGCAAAGUGUCCUGGGGCAGCGGGUGGACCUGCCCGAGGAUUUUCAAAUGAACUAUGACCUCUGGCUGGAACGAGAGGUCUUCUCCAAACCUAUUUCAUGGGAAGAGUUGCUGCAAUGAGAAACCAGGUUCUUUUUUUGAGGAUCUGACUUUUAUGUGGCAUUCAGGUAACCCGUCACCAUGACACUAAUUGAACAAUUGUGAUCAAUGAAUUUGGUCACAUGUUACUGGUUUUGUUUUUCAGUCAGCAGUGUAGCCGCCAACAAAUUAUUUAAUUGAUGCUUUAAAGAGUUAGCCAUAUAAUAUGUUUAAAGAUGCGUAAUAUGUUUUUGUAUUUAGGUUCCGUGAGAUGCCACCACUCUGAUGCAAACAUACAAAAGCAGCUGUGUCUGUGGACCCGUACUUUUAUAGCUAGCUUCCUGUAACAAUAUCUCAAUACAUACUUACCCUUUUUAAAUACAUUUAUGUGAAAUAAAUGUGAGUUUUAACUGUACAACUCAGGCCGCAGAGUGGGAACUUUAAUUAGAUGUUUUACAACAUUUUAGUAAACAUGACAUUCUGUGUUCACGAUAGAUUUCAUUUUAUCAGAGUGAUAAAGGGAUUUUUUUUAACAUGUACAUUCAUGCAUAUAAAAUACACUGCUCCAAAAAAUUAAAGGAAAACUUUUUAAUCAAGAGUAUAAAAACCUAUCAGUCAAACAUCUGGCUCAGUUAAGUUGCAAAGGGGUUUGCUAAUUAGUUUUAGUUGUUUUUUUGUUGUUGUUAAUGAAAUCCACAAUUGUUGCAUCAGAGACCAACAAUGGGACGGCCCCCAAACAGAAAUCGUUUGUAGUGAUGCAAUUCCUGGAAGAUGACGGAAUUAAUACCAUUGACUGGCCUACACGUUCACCUGACCUAGACCCAAUAGAACACUUCUGGGACAGAAUGUUUAGGUCCAUCUUCAACCACACAAACUAGUGAGAAUCAUUUUGAGUUGCUGCAACGACAAUUUGGAAAAAUGGACCAGUCUGCUGCAUCAUUUUUUGCCUUUCAUUUUUGGGAUGUGUUUGAUUAACCCCUCUAUAUGGUGAUCAGUUUCAUUUCUAUCAAAUUAUGUGUCAAUUUGUUACUAAUACCUCACCUACUCUUUAUCAGAAAAGAUAUUCAAGAUAACCCCGCCCCAUUUAGAUCUGCUGUGUUUUUGAAGUGUUCCUCUUAAGUUUUUUAAGCAGUGUAUAUUUUUAGUUAUUUUUAAAGGGGUGGAAGUAUGUUUACAAAUUUUCAUUUGUUUUGAAUUUCUUACAUUUCUUAUAUUCCACAUAUAGUAGAGGCAAUCACAGGGUCAAAGGACACAACAAAUAUAGCCUAGAUUGAAAUAUGCUUUGUUCUUUGGAAAAUAUAUCAAAUUUUCCCUCUUGCUUUAUUUAUACAGUAGGAUACUUAAAGGUUUAUGAAAGUAUGCUAUUUUUAGGUUGGUUGCAUCACUCACACAAAUAAUUUAAAAAGGAAAAAAAAUAACAGGUCACCCAUUUUGUUUUAUUCUUUUUGCGGACUAUUUUGUUGGUUUUAUAAAAAAUGUGUCAAAUUAAAUUGUUUUACUUUACUGUCAAUCCUGCAGCAUUUUAAUCCAAUAAAAAGCCAAUAAAUAUUUACAAAUUGUAUUCCUGGG